UCCCCCUUUUUCCUCCCCUUCCCCCCUCGACCCGGUGCGCCUGCCCCGGCCCCUCCGGCCGAAGGUUGCGCGGGGCGGUCCGGGUUGAGCAAUGGGGCAGGGAGGUUGUGCAAGGCCCCCCCUAUAUAGGGCCGGCGGCGGCGGCGGCGGCCGCGCACACCAUGGGGGUCCCCGCCGCUGCCCUCUGCCUGGCCGCCGCCCUGGCCCUGGGGUGCGCCCGACCCCUGACCCACCGCAAACCCGAUGCGUCUGGAGGAGGGCACCCCCUGGGGCCGAGUCCCCCGGCAACGACAACCGCCCUGGCCCAGCUCUGUGGGGAUGAGGGUGGCUUUGACGCCGCAGCACUGACCGAGAACGGCACCAUGCUCUUCUUCAGAGGUGGGGAGGUCUGGGAGACCUCGCCGCGAGGACCGCCCCACGGCCACCCCCUGGCUGUGUCCUGGCUGGAGCUGGAGGGCCCCGUGGACGCGGCGCUGCGCAUCCACCACCGGCAGCACCCUGAGGAGCACCAGAACCUCUACCUCUUCCAGGGCGAGCAGGUCUGGGCCUAUGCUGGGGGCCAGCUGCGCCCUGGCUUCCCCCGCGCAUUGGACGAGUUCCCAGGGGUCCCCGGGGGCCUGGACGCUGCUGUGGAGUGUCAUCCCGAGGAGUGUGGCGGGACCAUCCUCUUCUUCAAGGGUGAGCAUGGCCCAGGUGGGAGGGGGACAAGGUGUUUCUCUUUUGACCUGGCGUUGCGGGUGACGAAGCAGCACACGUGGCCAUGGCUCGGGCCCUGUGACGCGGCGCUGCGCUGGCUGGAGCGCUACUACUGUCUGCAGGGGACCAGCUUCCAGCGCUUCGACCCCCUCACUGGCGAGGUGCCCCCCGGGUACCCCCGUGACCUACGCGACUACUUCAUACCCUGCCCAGGCCGAGGCCACGGUCACGGGAACGCCUCGUGGGGGGAUGCCGGUGACCGCUGCAGCGGGUUGCCUUUCCAAGCCGUCAUCUCCGAUGACACCGGCCGCAUCUACGCCUUCCGCGGAGGACUGUUGUUCCGGCUGGACUCGUGGCGGGACGGGUGGCACGCCUGGCCCCAGGGACACAGCUGGCCAGGGCUGCAGGGCGAGGUGGAUGCUGCCUUCGCCUGGGGGAGCACGUACCUGAUUCAGGGCUCCCAGGUCUCCAUCUACCUCUCGGGCCAGGGCCACCGGCAGGUGGAGGGGUACCCAAAGGCUCUGCAGGAUGAGCUGGGCGUCCCUGUUGCAGACGCUGCCUUCACCUGCCCCAGCUCCGCAGAGCUCUACAUCAUCGCAGGGGACCGCAUGCGGCGUGUGGACCUGACACAGAUGCCGCGACAUGCGGGCGAGCUGCUGCAACUGCCCCACGAUGGUGUGGAUGGCGCCAUGUGUACUGCCGAUGGCGUCUUCCUCUUCCGGGACAGCUACUACCAGUACCGCAGCGUUGACGAACUACUGGGGGCGCGCCUGCCUGCCCCCCCCAAAAGCAUUGCUGUCGACCUCUUCCGCUGCCCGCAGUGACCGCAGCCCCUCCUGCUUCCCGAGCAUGCAAUAAAAGCCAGGGAGCCCCCGAGACCCUGCUCUGAUCUGUCCAGGGCUGUUGCGAUGGGGAAGGAGUGUGGGGGGGUCAGCACAACUGUGAUGUGUCCUUGCCUCCAUCCCAUUGCCAGUUGAAUCCCUAUCCCUCUGUGGAUACCCUGUGGGUUACCACAUAGGUCUGGGGGCUACUCCCCACAGGCUGGGGCAUGGCGGCAAGCACCCCCAGGGGAAGUGGGGCCUCCAGUAGGGUGCCCUGGGCGGGCCGCAGGGGAGUCCCAGCGGAUGUCGGGGGGCAGCCCGUGGCUGUGUCAGGCCUUGCCAUGCCACACUGCUCUGUGCUGUGCUGCACCACCCAGUGUGUGCUGCGCUGUGCUGACUGAUGUCAGGCUGUGCUCGCCCUGCCCUGCUG
This is a messenger RNA of Cygnus olor (mute swan), 1947 nucleotides long. RefSeq names its product hemopexin (gene HPX). Lineage: Eukaryota; Metazoa; Chordata; Aves; Anseriformes; Anatidae. The record is from RefSeq and is a predicted model, not a curated record.